AUGAGAGCGAAAUCUAAAGUUAAUCCAGUCAUCUUACUGUUACUAUCAAUUCAUUUGAUAUUUUUCAUUGUUUUGUUGGGAGGUGGAGUUGGUGAUGACGAGUCAAAUGUAAAUUUAAAAAACAACACAAAUAGCAAGAAUAAUAUAAAUAAUAUAAAACAAAGUAAUAUUGAUCAAAAUAAAAAUGUAAAUGUACAGCAGCAACAACAAACAAAUAAAGAUAAUAAAGAUAAUGAUAACAAUAGUAAUAAUAAUAAAGGUACAGAUGUAAAAAUAAAUUCAAAUGGAGAGUAUGCUUACGUUACUUUUGUGAAUAACGAUGAGUAUGCAAAGGGCGUGGUUGCACUGAAGCAAUCACUCGACGACAGUGGCACACCCUACAGUCUGGUGGUGUUGGUCACCGAGAAGAUCUCGGAUGCCACCGUAAAUCGACUGACUAAACUCGGAUGUCUGGUGGAGCUUGUCAAGCCAAUCGAGGUUGGCAGCGAGGUGUCGGUGCAGAUCGCGCGCUGGAUGCCAGCGUUCACCAAGUUCAAAUCGUGGGCGAUGUCCAAGUACACCAGAAUCAUCUGGCUCGACUCGGACAUGUUGAUUCUGCGCUCGAUCGACCACCUCUUCUCCUACAUCGAUGAGAACGACUCGGAGGCGAUCUACGCGACUGUCGAUGCCGACGCCAACAGCUGCGCGUACCAGCCGGCGCGCCUCAAGCUCAUCAACAGUGGCUUGGUGGUGUUGGCGCCAAAGCCAGAGGUUGGUAAGUUAUAA
Molecule: messenger RNA, 765 nt
Organism: Heterostelium album PN500
Lineage: Eukaryota; Evosea; Eumycetozoa; Acytosteliales; Acytosteliaceae
Gene: gtr3
Product: putative glycosyltransferase
Exons: 2
Coding region: 1-765 (254 amino acids)
Molecular function (GO): glycosyltransferase activity
Source: RefSeq, a predicted model, not a curated record